Molecule: messenger RNA, 582 nt
Organism: Meloidogyne enterolobii
Lineage: Eukaryota; Metazoa; Nematoda; Chromadorea; Rhabditida; Meloidogynidae
Source: the annotation of a GenBank genome assembly
AUGCAUUAUUCUAUUAAUUUCUUUUGCUUGCUAAUUUUUCUUGCAAUUGUUGAGUCUUUGCCUAACUACUACGAAAUAUUAAAAGUCUCUAAAAAUGCAUCCACCAGAGAGAUCAAAACCGCAUACAAAAGAUUGAUGUUAAGAUAUCAUCCAGACAAAAAUAAAGAUAACCCGGACGCUUUGGAAUAUUCCAAGAAAAUAAAUGAGGCUUGUAGAAUUCUUUGCGAUGAGAAAAAUAGGAUGGAGUAUGAUAAAGAACUAAACAAAUACUCUGGGUCAUUUUCUACUUCUGGAGAAUCUUCACCAUCGUCUAGUGGAUCACCUACUACGUCAGGAGAAUCUUCUCAAUCGUCUGGUGGAUCACAUACUACGUCUGGGGAAUCAUCCACAUCAUCUGGUGGAUCACCUACUAUGUCUGGAGAUUCAUCUCCAUCGUCUAAUGGAUCACCUACUACGUCUGGAGAAUCAUCUCCAUCGUCUGAAGGAUCAUAUCCGACCUUUGCUGAAUCUUCGCCAAAAAGAAAGAAAGCACAUACAGAUUUCGGUAUUUCAUAUUAUUAUACCUUUUUGUCACAUGAUUAA